CUCUAGGGCAAUGCCUCCCCCCAGUGCCAAGGACAUCAAGAAGAUUCUGGACAGCAUGGGCAUUGAGGCGGAUGACGACCUGCUUGACAAGGUCAUCUGUGAGUUGACCGGAAAAAGCACUGAAGACCUCAUGGCCCAGGGUAUUGGCAAGUUGGCCAGUGUGACUGCUGGUGGGGCUGUGGCUAUCCGUGCCUCCCCAGGAUCUGCAACUCCUUCCUGCUGCUGGUUCCAUCCCAGCUGCAGCAGAGGAGAAGAAGGAGAUUGGAAGGUAGAGAAGAGAAAGCAGGAUGAGUAG
This is a messenger RNA of Herpailurus yagouaroundi (jaguarundi), 295 nucleotides long. RefSeq names its product 60S acidic ribosomal protein P2-like. Gene Ontology annotation, biological process: cytoplasmic translational elongation. Gene Ontology annotation, cellular component: cytosolic large ribosomal subunit. Lineage: Eukaryota; Metazoa; Chordata; Mammalia; Carnivora; Felidae. The record is from RefSeq and is a predicted model, not a curated record. Gene Ontology annotation, molecular function: structural constituent of ribosome. The coding region runs from base 11 to 295 and encodes 94 amino acids. The transcript is spliced from 2 exons.